Trichophyton verrucosum HKI 0517 is the source of this 453-nucleotide messenger RNA. RefSeq lists its product as uncharacterized. NCBI's taxonomy places the organism in Eukaryota, Fungi, Ascomycota, Eurotiomycetes, Onygenales, Arthrodermataceae. The record is from RefSeq and is a predicted model, not a curated record. The transcript has a single exon. Bases 1 to 453 code for a protein of 150 amino acids.
AUGGCUGCCCAUGGUACCAAGCGUGGCUUGGGAUCCCUCAAGUCGCUUAAGGGCUCGGCUUCAGCUCAGGUUCAGUCCCGGCAAGUUGGCCGAGGGGUCCGAGUUAUCAAAAUGGGCUGUUCUUUGCUUGUCUUCGAGAGUAUCACUUGGACAGAGGUCUUGCAGGCUUCCUGGUUACUGUCCGGCUUGUUCUCCUGGUGCCGGCAAGGCUCCCGCAUACACUGCUCUAUAUACCCUGAAUUUUACCCCAGGCAUGGCAAGGGGCGUCUACGGCUAUGGCUUCCGGAGACUGAGAGUACCAAGGAGGACUCUAUGCUGAAUGGAACCCAAUUGCAUGAUCUCAAUGAUAAGGCAUUCACUGUCCUUAGGAUGUCAUGCCAGGAUCUAAAAAUUGCUCUGGAUAUGGGAUCUUCGGCAGCUCACCAACAAGCCAUGGCUAAGGACCACUUGUAG